Messenger RNA from Trachemys scripta elegans, 3561 nucleotides. RefSeq names its product fibronectin leucine rich transmembrane protein 3 (gene FLRT3). Lineage: Eukaryota; Metazoa; Chordata; Testudines; Emydidae. Bases 1084 to 3033 code for a protein of 649 amino acids. The transcript has 3 exons. The record is from RefSeq and is a predicted model, not a curated record. Gene Ontology annotation, molecular function: protein binding.
GUGAAGCUUUAACUUCAGACUUUGAGGUGGGCUGUGUGCACGUAACUGGAAUGCUUUCCUUCUCUCACUCCUUCGCAGCGUAGGAGAAGUGAUCUGACACAGUAUACGCUCACACCAUAGCUGCUAUAAGCUGCUCUUGCUUUUUGUUACUGGACCUGAAAUAAGGGCUUUUAUUACUUCGCAUAACCAUUCGAAGUGGAAUAACGGCUGUUGCUGCAUUGUAAAUAAGAAUUCUUUUUCUCACCUUGCAGGAAAUUAACAGCUUAAAGGACACUUUAUAAGAGGAGUGGUUUUUUUAAGAAGGAAUAAGCAUGUUCCUGUUUCUUCAGAAGAAUAUUAAAUGAAUUAAAGAAAAACAAUCUAUUGUAAAAUAACUCAUAUGGUUAUAGAGCAUGAGGAAAUAUUUUCUGCAUUGGAAAUUUUGAACAAGUGUUCAGAAGUGAAAGUUGGAAGCAGUUCUUUCACAGCAGGUAUGGAUUUAUCAGAAUGUAGCUACUGUACAAAGUUAAUACUUGGAUAAUUUGGGACAGAACCUCCCUUUUUUUAUUUCUUGGACCUUCUGAAGAGUCUAUCAUCAUUCAAGUUUCAGCAUAAUGAAUGAUUUCCAUCAUGUGGAGCUGAAGUUAGUAUCUUUGACUACUAUGCUAUACAGAAGAGUUUGUAAGAAAUACAAGGAAAUCAAUUUCUGUUAAGGGUUUACACAAAACAAAAGAGAUUCUUCAUGCACAGACUUUGUUUGAAGAACAAAACAGAAAUCUCAUUCCUGCAUCGUGACAGGAAGUUGAAGCUUUUCUUCUCCACAACCUGGUGUGCUUAUGUACCAUGAUAAACCUUUGUUGGAAUGUUCACUGAAUACAGUGGAACUAGUCAUAAAGCAUUUACUACCAACAACGAUUACUUGAGUAAACACAGUCAAGGAAGACCAGCUGCGUGGAAUAAACCAUAAGACUCCAAAAGUCAUUCUCCUCAGUCAAAAAUUUAUGUUUAUUGGAUUUCUGCAAGCAGAAAGUUUACUCAUACUUUUAAAUAAGGUUGUUGAAGACCAGAAAACUAGACUGUGUACAAAUCUCAUUGUUCCUGACCAUGAUCAGUGUAACUUGGAACAUCUUCCUAAUAUGGACUAAGAUAGGGCUGUUGCUUAAAAUGGCACCUCAUUCUGUCAGUGCCAAAUCAUGCCCAUCGGUGUGUCGCUGUGAUGCAGGUUUCAUUUAUUGUAAUGAUCGUGAAUUGACAUCAAUUCCUACAGGAAUUCCACAGGAUGCUACCACCCUCUACCUUCAGAACAACCAAAUAAAUAAUGCUGGGAUUCCUUCAGACCUGAAAAACUUGCUUAGGGUAGAGAGAAUAUACUUGUAUCACAACAGUUUAGAUGAAUUCCCUACCAAUCUCCCUAAGUAUGUUAAAGAACUGCAUUUGCAGGAAAAUAAUAUAAGAACCAUUACUUAUGAUUCACUUUCACAAAUUCCUUAUCUGGAAGAAUUGCAUUUGGAUGAUAAUUCAGUUUCUGCUGUUAGUAUUGAAGAUGGAGCUUUCCGGGACAACAUCUAUCUCAGACUACUUUUUCUCUCUCGAAAUCACCUUAGCACCAUUCCCUGGGGUUUGCCUAAAACGAUAGAAGAGCUACGCUUGGAUGAUAAUCGUAUUUCCACAAUUUCAGAGGUGUCCCUUCAAGAUCUUACAAAUCUAAAACGUCUGGUUUUAGAUGGAAAUCUUUUAAACAAUCACGGAUUAGGAGACAAAGUCUUCAUAAAUCUAGUCAAUCUAACAGAACUGUCAUUGAUCCGCAAUUCCCUUACAGCUGCUCCCAUAAAUUUGCCAGGCACAAACCUAAGAAAGCUUUAUCUUCAAGAAAAUCAUAUAAAUCGUGUACCACCUAAUGCUUUCUCUGACCUAAGGCAGUUGUAUCGACUAGAUAUGUCCAAUAACAAUCUAAGCAAUUUACCUCAGAGUAUCUUUGAUGACCUGGACAACAUAACUCAAUUGUUUCUUCGUAACAACCCAUGGUACUGUGGAUGCAAAAUGAAAUGGGUCCGUGACUGGCUUCAAUCAUUGCCUUUAAAAGUUAACGUACGUGGACUGAUGUGUCAAGCACCAGAGAAAGUGCGUGGAAUGGCUAUCAAGGACCUCAGCACAGAGCUAUUUGACUGUAAGGAUGAUAAUACUGGAAGCACCAUCCAAAUUACUACUGCAAUACCAAACACAUUAUAUCCUGCCCAAGGGCACUGGCCAGUUUCUGUGACCAAACAGUCAGACAUAAAGACUCCCAAUCUAAAUAGAAACUACAGAACCACAGCAAGUCCAGUACGGAAAAUCAUUACAAUCAUUGUGAAAUCUGUAAGCACCGAGAGCAUUCAUAUUUCUUGGAAAGUUGCACUACCAAUGACUGCUUUAAGACUGAGCUGGCUAAAAAUGGGUCACAGCCCUGCCUUUGGAUCUAUAACUGAAACGAUAGUUACAGGAGAUAGGAGUGACUACCUACUCACAGCCCUUGAGCCAGAGUCACCAUACCGUGUAUGUAUGGUUCCCAUGGAAACCAGCAACAUCUAUCUGUCUGAUGAAACCCCUGUUUGUAUAGAGACUGAAACAGCACCUCUUAAGAUGUACAAUCCUACAACAACCCUAAACCGAGAGCAAGAGAAAGAACCUUACAAAAAUUCUAAUUUACCUUUGGCUGCCAUCAUAGGUGGUGUGGUGGCACUAGUAGCUAUAGCACUGCUUGCGUUAGUGUGCUGGUAUGUCCACAGAAAUGGAUCCUUGUUUUCAAGGAACUGUGCAUACAGCAAAGGACGGAGGAGAAAAGAUGAUUAUGCUGAAGCUGGAACUAAGAAGGACAACUCCAUCCUAGAAAUCAGGGAGACUUCUUUUCAGAUGAUACCAAUAAAUAAUGACCAAGUAUCCAAGGAGGAGUUUGUAAUACAUACCAUAUUCCCACCGAAUGGAAUCAAUCUGUAUAAAAACAACCACAGUGAAAGCAGCAGUAACAGAAGCUACAGAGACAGUGGUAUACCAGAUUCAGAUCAUUCACAUUCAUGAUACUGAACGAAAUAAUGGACAGGAAAGAGUGACUAUAAAGGUUGCUGUUCUACUGCAAAACACUGGAUUAAAAGACUGAAAAAGCAAUGUACUGUACAUUUGCCAUAUAAUUUAUAUUUAAGAACUUUUUAUUAAAAGUUUCCAAUUUCAGGUUACUCCUGCAAUUAAUGCAGUGGGGAUACCUGACCACAAUUCUCUAUUUUAGUACUUUUUAGUAAUUUGUACUGUAUUUUCCUUGCUAAUAUUGAAGUUACAGCCCAUUUAACUUUUGUGUUCUACUGAGUAAGAUGACUUGUUGACUGUGAAAGUGAAUUUUCUUGCUGUGUUGAACAAUCAGGACUUUGCAUUCAUUUAAGAUCCUUGUAAGUAUAAGCACAGGCCAUUUUUCACUUUGGUAUUAAUAAAAUAUUAAACCUGGCAGACAGAGGAGAUGAAAAAGUGGUUGCAAAAAUUCUUAGAACUAUAAUGUUGGGUCUAUUAACUCUGUAAACCACGACAAUACUCAAUAAACAAAAAUGUGCGUGGUAA